AUGACUCAGCGGAGUUAUGGAGAUCCUCGUGAUGCGGUGAUCAAUAUAGGGAAGCCGAUGAACAUGACUGGUGGGCUUGAGUUUUUGAAUCUCACAUACACUGUGACAAAGAAGAAGAAGCUUGAGGGGAAAUGGUUGAGUCAAGAAGUGGACUUACUCAACAAAAUCACUGGCUACGCUCCAAGAGGGUCCAUCACUGCUGUGAUGGGGCCUAGUGGUGCUGGAAAAUCUACGUUUUUGGAUGGUGUCGCGGGCCGUAUUGCGAGUGGGAGUCUCAAGGGUCGAGUGUCUCUGGAUGGGAUGGAGGUUAGCCCCAGCUUGAUAAAGAGAACUUCUGCAUAUAUAAUGCAGGAAGACAGACUCUUCCCAAUGCUCACCGUGUAUGAGACCUUAAUGUUUGCAGCAGAUUUUCGCCUUGGCUCGAUUUCUUGGUCGGAUAAGCAGUGGCGAGUAGAGAAGCUCAUCGAUCAGCUUGGUUUAACAUCAACAAGGAACACCUACAUAGGGGAUGAAGGGACAAGAGGAGUGUCAGGUGGUGAGCGGCGGAGAGUUUCAAUCGGCGUGGACAUAAUCCAUGGACCAUCCUUACUCUUCCUGGACGAGCCAACUUCAGGGCUGGACUCCACCAGUGCUCACAGCGUAAUUGAGAAGGUGCACAACAUUGCUCGUUCGGGCAGCACUGUAAUUCUCACAAUCCACCAACCUUCAUCUAGAAUUCAAUUGCUCCUUGACCAUCUCAUCAUUCUAGCUCGCGGCCAACUCAUGUACCAAGGAACUCCAAAGGAUGUCACUCUCCAUCUUAAUCGAAUGGGGCGAAAAGUCCCCAAAGGAGAGAACUCCAUAGAGUACUUAAUUGAUGUCAUACAAGAAUAUGAUCAAUCUGAACUGGGUGUUGAGGUGAUGGCUGAAUUCGCACGAACUGGUAUGAAACCACCACCAUUGUCUGAUGAGGAAGUUUCUGUUUCAACAGUUCCACCAUCUCCAAUCCCAAAUCGUCGUUCUCGCCUCGGCGUGGAAAGGCCUGAAGUUCAAGGAAAGAACAAAGGAAGACGUCUUCCCCUGCAAGCACAUAAUUCAGCUGAUCUUGAUUUUGAUCAUAGUCUUAGAAGCCCUUAUAAUAGCUCAACAAGGUCGCCUUGGAAUACAAGCCAGAGUGGAAUAGUUCAAACACUGCGAUUCACGCCAUCUCGCCAACUAAAUGAUAAAAAAAUGCAGAACCCCAUGAGUUCAUCUCCAGGCUACUACACAUACUCAAGUGAUAUCCUAGCUGGGACGCCAACGCCUCACAGCAGUGAUUACACUGUGAAUGAAAACGAUUACUUGACCCCUGACAUCGCCCCAAAGAAUGCAACUCAUCAUCUGGGGCCAAAAUUUGCAAAUUCUUUCUUCUCAGAGAUUUGGAUGCUCAUGCGUCGCAACUUCAAGAACAUUAGGCGCACCCCUGAGCUUUUCCUCUCAAGGCUCAUGGUCCUCACAGUGAUGGGCUUCAUGAUGGCCACCAUGUUCAUGAGACCAAAAGUUAGUAUGCAAGGCAUCACAAAUCGUCUCAGCUUCUUCAUCUUCACAGUCUGUCUAUUCUUCUUCUCCUCCAACGAUGCAGUCCCGGCUUUCAUCCAAGAGCGCUUCAUUUUUAUCCGCGAAACGUCCCACAAUGCCUAUAGAGCCUCAUCUUACACCAUUGCUGGCCUCAUCACCUAUCUUCCUUUUCUCUUGUUGCAAUCCGCCGUGUACGCGGGUAUUGUUUGGAAAGCUCUGGAACUUCGUGGGUCAUUCAUAUAUUUCCUGCUAGUGCUCUAUGUGUCGCUUCUUUCAACCAACUCUUUCGUCGUCUUCGUCAGCUCAGUGGUGCCCAACUACAUUCUAGGUUAUGCAGCAGUUAUUGCAUUCACCGCUUUGUUUUUCUUGUUCUGUGGAUACUUCUUGAAUAGCCAUGAUAUUCCGCCAUACUGGAGCUGGAUGAACAAGAUUUCAACAAUGACAUAUCCGUAUGAAGGAUUGUUGAUGAACCAGUAUCAGACUAACGAAACUUUUAGCAGAGACGGUGGAAAUAUUAUAAUAGGAUUUGACAUCUUGGAUUCACUUCACAUUAAGAAGGAAAAACGGGACAUGUGGGAGAAAGUUUACGUAAUGUUGGGAUGGGCAGUUUUCUACAGGAUUUUGUUUUACAUAAUCCUUCGAUUCUUCUCAAAGAACCAGAGGACAUAGA
Messenger RNA from Mangifera indica (mango), 2206 nucleotides. RefSeq names its product ABC transporter G family member STR2-like. Lineage: Eukaryota; Viridiplantae; Streptophyta; Magnoliopsida; Sapindales; Anacardiaceae. Bases 1 to 2205 code for a protein of 734 amino acids. Gene Ontology annotation, molecular function: ATP binding; ATP hydrolysis activity; ABC-type transporter activity. The record is from RefSeq and is a predicted model, not a curated record. Gene Ontology annotation, cellular component: membrane. The transcript has 3 exons.